Molecule: messenger RNA, 1179 nt
Organism: Penicillium longicatenatum
Lineage: Eukaryota; Fungi; Ascomycota; Eurotiomycetes; Eurotiales; Aspergillaceae
Exons: 1
Coding region: 1-1179 (392 amino acids)
Source: RefSeq, a predicted model, not a curated record
AUGCUUCAAAACUCACAGAUCCCUGUUCCGGUUCAUCCUGUGUCGGUCCGUCAAAAGGUGCAAUUGAACCAGCGCUCAACACCACUUCCUCCGUCUCCUGAAUUCAGACGGUCGCGGGGUACAUCACGUAGGGAGCAGUCUAGACGAGGAGCAACGUCAGAAUCACAUGUCUCAACAACCGCACCUGCCGUUGUAUAUUACUUUGACACCUACCGCUGCAAAUCCUCCUUCUCAAUUUCAUCAACCACCACCUCUGAUCAUCGUCAGCCUGCAUCUCAGCAGUCAGAGAGACAGUCUCCAAGUCUAGUUACACCCGAAUUCCUUGAAUUGACAGCUCUUUUCCAAAGUCUGAAUCAUUUGAAAACUGGUGACGAGAGCAAUCGCUCAGUUCCAGUAGUGGCCGUCAGGUCAACCGUCAGGAUGUCAACUUUCAAUACCGCAGCGAUGAAAUUCGCUAGAAACCCAGGUGAUAAUGUCAAAACCUUUCUGAGCAGCUGUAAGUUGCAGUGGGUUGGAACUGGAUUGCAAGGAGAUGAUUUGAAUGAGGCCAGAGUAACAUCGGUGAUGAUGGGAUGUACUGGGGAUGCCAAGGAUUUUGUGGAUGGUCUGAGUCGAGCUGAGGCUGAAGAAUUUGUGACCCUCUCUACGGCGUUGACAACACGGUUCCCAUGGACCGACCGAGAGAAGGACACCCGCGAAUAUGUGACUCAGAUGUGUUCGUUAAAGCAGGGAGCCAUGACCUUCCAACAGUAUAUGGACAAGGGCAUGGGAUUAAAGCAUCAUUUACUAACUGAAUUGACGGAGACCUUUCAUGACCUAUGGGCUCGAGGACUCUCUAAUCCAAUCACGGUGCAAUUCGCCUUAACCUUCAUUGAAACUGGUGUAUAUUUCAAGCAAGAGGUGACAUUUGAAGCGAUUAUCCGCGCUGCUCGGAGCUGUCAGGGAGAGGUAACAAAAGUGACACCGAGCCAAGGAUCAGACACCGACCGGAUGGCUAGCGUGCUAGAAAAGAUGGAAGCCACGUUAUCUAAUUCCCUCAAACCCACGAGAUCGAGUUGGCAACCAACCCAAUCCCAACCUCAGACUCAGCAGAUUCAGAAUCAACCAUACCGACCGAUCAACGGAAAUGCGGGUAUAACUCUAGCUCAGCGAACCAACGAUUUUAUUUGCUGGAAUUGA